AUGCAGAAUAUAGCAAAAUUUUCUUUUGCAGAUGUUCUUUUAGUAGCCUCGAUACUGUUUCUGGUAAUUUUACUAGAGUUGGAUGAUAAAGAUAGGGCAUUACAGAGGACUAAAGUUCAAACACUUCAUAAUCUACCAUCAUUCAAACCACCAGAAGUGUAUUACUCGCCAGUCAACGUUCUUUGUGUUUCGUUUCAAGGUCGCCUUGGCAACCUAAUGUUUCAAUAUGCAUCUGGUUUUGGAAUAGCGAGACAAAAAAAUAUGACACUACGCAUCAGUAAACAUGAUCAAAUAGCAAAAGUUUUUAACACAUCUGCACAGAAAGUUCAUUGUAAAGAAUACUGUCAAAAUGCAUUUAAAAAGUUUGAAAGUAUUCACUGUGCAUAUGAUCCUCAACUGUUAAAUUUCACGCAAAUAUUUGUAAAACUGCAUACGUAUCUUCAAUCAUGGAAGUAUUUUAAAUCCGUCACAAACAGUCUUAGACAAGAACUGAAAUUUAAUGACCAUAUAAGGGCCACUGCAGAAAAGAUUUUUCACAUUGCAACGAAAAAGGCAAAAUUCUACGGACAAAAUUCAACAUACGUUGGUGUGCAUAUAAGGAGAGGCGAUAUGUUUUAUGGACAGAUUAAAAAUGAAAGUCGAAUAUCUGAUUAUAAUAUUGCUCCCAUUACCUACAUAGAGAAUGCGAUGGCAUAUUUCAAGAAGCGUUUUCCGAGAGUUACAUUUGUAAUUUGCUCAGACGAUAUAAGAUGGGUGCUAUGGCGUUUUGGAAGGUAUCAAAAACUGUUAAAUUUAGUAUUUGUUCAUAAGAAACCAGAGGUGGAUCUUGCUGUUUUGAGCAUGUGCAAUCAUACCAUUAUGACCACCGGAACAUUCGGCUGGUGGGCGAGCUGGCUGGCAGGGGGGACAACUGUUUACUACAAAAACUAUGUGAAGGAAGACAGUGUUCUUCGUCAGCAGUUCAGUUCCGACUUUUCAGAUUUUUUUUAUCCUGGAUGGAUUCCCAUGGAAUAGUGAUAAAAAUUUCUUGCCUUUACCAAUUCUCGAAGAAAUUAUUAUACCUACAGAAACAUCAUUUACA
Messenger RNA from Ruditapes philippinarum (Manila clam), 1081 nucleotides. RefSeq names its product galactoside alpha-(1,2)-fucosyltransferase 2-like. Gene Ontology annotation, biological process: carbohydrate metabolic process. The transcript is spliced from 2 exons. The record is from RefSeq and is a predicted model, not a curated record. Gene Ontology annotation, molecular function: galactoside 2-alpha-L-fucosyltransferase activity. Gene Ontology annotation, cellular component: membrane. The coding region runs from base 1 to 1014 and encodes 337 amino acids. NCBI's taxonomy places the organism in Eukaryota, Metazoa, Mollusca, Bivalvia, Venerida, Veneridae.